This is a messenger RNA of Exophiala xenobiotica, 4118 nucleotides long. RefSeq lists its product as uncharacterized. Gene Ontology annotation, cellular component: nucleus; chromosome; cohesin complex. Gene Ontology annotation, molecular function: protein binding; DNA binding; ATP binding. The coding region runs from base 116 to 3892 and encodes 1258 amino acids. Lineage: Eukaryota; Fungi; Ascomycota; Eurotiomycetes; Chaetothyriales; Herpotrichiellaceae. Gene Ontology annotation, biological process: sister chromatid cohesion. The record is from RefSeq and is a predicted model, not a curated record. The transcript is spliced from 3 exons.
UUCAUUUCUAUGAGCGCAAGAUUGCACCAACACGGUCCCUGCUGAUGCCUACGCAAGAUCCAUAAGACUGGUAUCCUUCUCCUCCUGCCUUCUCCUCUCUAUCCUUCGAGCCGUCAUGGGCAAACUCGUGAGACUUGAGCUCUUCAACUUCAAAUCCUACAAAGGCCAUCAUGUCCUCCUCUUUGGCGAUGCCUACUUCACCUCUAUCAUCGGUCCAAAUGGCUCCGGCAAGUCAAACUCCAUGGACGCCAUUUCCUUCGUGCUCGGAAUAAAAUCCACCCACCUGCGAUCCACACAUCUACGAGAACUCGUCUAUCGAGGUAGAGUUUUGCGCAAAUCUACCACCAACGGCGACACGCACACAAACGGCACAAAUGGACACGAGGAAAAUGAAGGGAGUCAACUGAGCGGCACUCAAGAGCGUAACGACCCCAAAUCGGCAUGGGUAAUGGCUGUCUAUGAGGACGAUGCCGGGGAUGAACAAAAGUGGAAACGCACAAUCACCAACCAAGGUGUCUCCGAAUACCGUCUGAACGAGCACGUCGUGACUGCACAACAGUAUAACGAGUCCUUGGAAGAAGAGAACAUUCUCAUCAAGGCGCGCAAUUUUCUGGUCUUUCAGGGUGACGUCGAAGCCAUCGCUAUUCAGAAACCUCAGGACUUGACAAAACUCAUUGAGCAAGUUUCGGGCAGUCUCGAAUACAAAGCAACUUACGAUGAUCUGAAGGCGAAACUGGAUGAGGCUGCGGAGCAACAAGCUUUUCAACUGAAUCGUCGUCGUGGCAUCAACUCCGAGAUCCGACAGUACCAAGAACAAAAACGAGAGGCAGAUAACUUUCAGAAGAAGGCUGCUGAGCGCGACGAUGCAAUCGUGACUCAUGUGUUGUGGAAAUUGUACCAUCUGCAACGGCAAAUCGAAGAAUCAAGUGCAGAGAUUCAGAAACAUCAAAACGACCUCAAAGAAUUUCGACGUGGUAUUGAAAAGUAUGAGCGCAACCUUGAGACGGCCAAGAAAGAUCAUGCGCAAGCGGCACGAGGUGUUGGGAAGGCGGAAAAGGCAAUCAAGGCAAAGGAGAAAGAGAUCGAUGACAAGACUUCGUCUCUGGUGCCAAUUGAUGAACAGAUAGCCGUCUCCAAUAAUCAGCUCACAAAGUAUGCCAACCGUGUCAACGCGAUACAGAAGGAGCGAAGCACCCAAUCUUCAACAGUGGCGCAACUCGAAAAGGACCUGGCUACGGUUGAGAAAGCACAGGCGCAAUGGCAGAAGCAAUGGGAACAGAACGCUAGCCGUCUGGGUGGGCAGCUAAGCGAGGCAGACCUGCAACAGUAUACACGGCUUCGCGAAGAACUCAACAAACGGGCCUCGGCUGACCUGAGCCGAAUCGAGCGACUCAAGAGUGAGCGAGCUCCAAUCGAGGCGACAUACAACAAUCUCAAGAACAGCGUUGACAGUACCGAAUAUAGAUUGAAGUCACUCGACAACGAGUACAACGGUGUGACUGAGCGGAGGGAUGAUGUCAAGGAGGUGGUCCAGGCAACCCAGGCUGAGAUCGACGCGAAGAAGAAAGAACUCCACGCUGCCACGUCUAGGCGACUACAGGCAGCACGCACUCGAACCGAACUCGACGAAAAGCUAGCUGAUGUCGCUAGAAAGUUACUCGAGGCGGAUGACGGGCGUCGAACCAGCGAAAAAGAGAUCAGAAUGAAGGAGACUAUUGCUAUGCUUAAGCGCACUUACCCCGGUGUGAAAGGCCGAGUGCAUGAACUGUGCAAGCCGAAACAGAAGAAGUAUCAAGAAGCUGUCAGCACUGUUCUUGGUCGGCAUUUCGAUGCGGUGGUAGUGGAUACGGAAGCAACGGCCAAACAAUGCAUUGAGUAUCUGCGAGACCAUCGAUCGGGUCAAGCCACAUUCAUUCCUUUGGAUACAAUUCAAGUCAAGGCGCUCAACUCCAAUUUGAAAGGCAUGCACCGAGGCAUGCGACCUGCCAUCGAGACAGUUGACUACGAUCAAUCUGUCUCCCGUGCCAUCUCUUACGCCUGUGGCAAUUCCAUUGUUUGUGAUGAUCUUGCCAUCGCUAAAGAGUUAUGCUAUAAUAGGCGUGUGGAGGCAAAGGCUGUCACGCUAGAUGGCAGUGUCAUUCACAAGGGUGGUCUGAUGACUGGCGGUCGUGGCAGAGAACAGAACACUCGCAGGUGGGAUGACGCUGAAGUUGCAAGGCUUCAUAACCUGAAGGACAAGUUGAUGGAAGAGUUUGCUGCUUUGCCACAAGAGAGAAGCCGUGUUGCAGAAGAGCAAACUCUUCAGACCGAAUUGAGCGGCCUUGAGAGCAGGCUUCGGUUUGCCAAAGAGGAACUGGAUGCUCUCAACAAGAAUCUGCAAAGCAAGAAGCGCGAAAUCGACCAUGUUAAGCAGCAGCUGAACGAGGAGCGUCCGAAGAUGCAGGCUGAACGACGCAAACUCGAGAAGAUCGAUGACGACAUUUCCGAUUAUCAAGAAUCAGUCAACAACGUCGAGAACGAGAUCUUUGCUGACUUCUGCCAACAGCAUGGCUUUGACGACAUUCGAGACUACGAAGCUCGCCAAGGUUCACUUCAGCAAGAAGCAGCGCAAAAGAAACUCGAAUUUGUAACGCAGAAGGGUAGAAUCGAAGGUCAGCUCAGCUUCGAGAGAUCGAGACUCCAAGCAACCGAUGAUCGCCUCGAGUCAUUGAGAGACAGGGAGCAGCGGGAUAAGGAGACCAUUGACGAGUUGAACGAGCAACGCCAGGGCAUUCAGGACGAUCUUGACACCCUGAAGAACGAACUGGACGAACUCCACGCGCAGCUAGAUGAACAGAAAGAGCUUCUUUCUAAUGCCGCAGAGGCUUUGGCCAAAGCAAAACAUGAGGUGCAAAAGAGAAGCAAAGAAAUGGAAAGCACUUUCAGAGCGAUCAGUGCUCUAGAGGGUGAAAUGCAACGCCACUCCUCGACGAGAUACAGUCUACUUCGUCGCUGCAAGAUCGAGAAUAUUGCCAUCCCGCUUGCUGAAGGCUCAGCAACCUUGGAGAGUGUACCCAUCAACGAUUUGCCUCUUGAGGAUGCAGACGCCAUGGACGUCGAUGAAGAUGAUCCGACGUCUUCUGCCCUCAGGGCGCACACAGUCACGGACUAUGGUAUUGAUCCAGAUUUCGAUGCUCUGGAUGACGAACUCAAGGAUGAAGACAAUGAAGCAAUGGAGUCCAAGCUGCUCGAAGACAUCGCCAAAUUGAGUGCCGCUUUGGACAAGAUGCAACCCAACGCUCAUGCCGCACAACGUCUCGCCACUGUGGAAGCUCGUGCUCGCGACACAGAGCAAGAGUAUGAGCAGUCGCGCACGAAGUACCGAGAAAUCAAGGCCAAAUUUGAGGACACCAUGGAAAAACGCAAUGAACUGUUCAACAAAGCCUUCUCCCACAUCUCAGAGCAGAUAGAACCUAUCUACUCGAACCUCACAAAGUCCGACGAGUUUCCAGCAGGUGGGCGAGCAUACCUCACAGCUGAUGAAGAGGAACCAUAUCUUGCUGGAGUCAACUACCACACCAUGCCCCCAACAAAGCGCUUCAGAGACAUGGAACACCUGUCGGGCGGAGAAAAGACGAUGGCUGCUCUGGCACUUCUCUUCGCCAUCCACAGCUACCAGCCUAGCCCAUUCUUUGUGCUUGAUGAGGUGGAUGCAGCGCUUGACAAUGCCAAUGUCGGCAAAUUGGUCAACUAUGUGCGGAAUCAUGCUGGUCCUGGAAUGCAGUUCAUCGUCAUCAGUCUCAAGACAGGUUUCUUCCAGGGCAGUGAGGCUCUUGUCGGCGUAUACAGGGACCAGGGCGCGAAUAGCUCCAAGGUCCUGACACUUGAUCUGCGCAAAUAUUCGGAAUCAUGAAGCUGCGACUUCAGAAACGAGUUUAUGAUCUUCAAAGGAUUCCAUCUUGCAGGUGAUAUGAGGUAUACGCAUCAAUGAGGGACGAAGAUGGCUUUUUGUAUCCCAGAUUUCUAUGUUGGAAAGACAGUUCUUUCGAUGCGCUACUAGCAAGGGUUGCCUCGCCAGGUGUGUACAGCUGAAAUAAUCUAAUCAGAAGCAAGAAGCCAUGAUUGUAUCCAAUUUCGUG